AUGCCGUCCAUACUCAACAUCGCACACAUGUGCUCCCACCUCCAAAACGCCUCCAAAGCCCGCCUCGGCCUCACCUCCAUCGCCAACAACAAAUACAACCUGCACCUCGCCCUCGCCCUGCACCGCUCUGGCUUCUUCUCCUCCGUCUACCGCGCGGGCGCCCAGCCCCCCACCGCCGAGCAAAUGGUCGCCCAGGUCCCCGAGCCCGUCACAAACGCCACCGUCGCGCAGAUGCGCAUCUGGCUCGGCCUCAAGUACUGGGAGGGCCGGCCCGUGCUGAACAAGGCCUCGGUGAUUAGCAAGCCGUCGCGGCUGAUGACUGUGGAUGUGCAGGAGCUGGGGAGGCUGACGAGGGGGUUCCCGACGAAAGUCAAGGGCGGGAUGGUGCAGGGACUGGGGGUGGGCGAGUGUAUGUUUGUUUCGACGUCGAGAGGGGUGUUGGAGGUUAGGGAGGCGUUGGCGAAGAAAGUUGGGGGUGUUUUGAUGUGCCGAGUGUCAUAA
Trichoderma gamsii is the source of this 501-nucleotide messenger RNA. RefSeq lists its product as hypothetical. Gene Ontology annotation, cellular component: mitochondrion; ribosome. Gene Ontology annotation, biological process: translation. Gene Ontology annotation, molecular function: structural constituent of ribosome. Lineage: Eukaryota; Fungi; Ascomycota; Sordariomycetes; Hypocreales; Hypocreaceae. The coding region runs from base 1 to 501 and encodes 166 amino acids. The transcript has a single exon. The record is from RefSeq and is a predicted model, not a curated record.